GUUCAAGUUCAGGAUCGACGUGUGCAGUGUUGGGACACCUUGCAGUUGCAGAGAUGCAGUUGCCAAAACUUCUGUCGUUUUUAGUGGAAUGCAGUUGCCGAGACUUGCAGACCAAUGGUGCCAUCCUCCCGGUUCAUGCACCACGCUCUCCACGUCCCCCACUCCGACCAAGAACAUCGGCCGAGAUCAUGGGCCGCUCCGCCGCGAUGAGCUUGCCUCCUCCCCGGCUUCUCCUCUGCGUCGCCGCGGCAGCGCUGCACGCGUCAAUGGCGGAGCAGCCAUCCUCCUCCUCGCAGCAAGCGGCAGCGGCGGCGGCGGCGGCGCCCGUGCCGACCUUCAUGUUCCGUUGGCACGAGAACAGGGCGGCGUUCCGUGCCGGCGAGACGGCGGUGGUCAUGAUCAAGGCGCUGGACCUCCCGGACUGGGGCGAGGCCCGGCGGUCGAUGACGUUCACCGCGACGGUGAACGGCAGGAGAGGCAACAGCACCUACAUCACCGACGUCGCGGCGCACCUCGAGGGGGAGCCCGACACCUGGAACCUCACCUUCGUGCCGCUCCGGGCCGACGGCUUCGUCGUGCUCACCGGCGAGGAGCGGUUCGACGUCGGUGAGUCGUACCUCCUCCUGGACGUACUCCAGCGCGUACGUCGUCGGAUCAAAGGCGCUCCCGGGAGGAACCGACAUAGCCGACGGCGAUGGAUACUGCACUGUGUCGGACGCAUCAGCCUUGAGUUUGUCCCAGUUGUUGCAGGGGAGUUCUUGGUUCACCACUGUUACUGACAGUUAAUCCAGGUUGCAAAAGUACUAAUGAUUCUGUUUCAGUACAAUGCUACUCGUAGGCUAGGUUUUUUUUGUUGAUAAUGGAAAUGAAUUCAGACUCUACAUCAAGGAUGUAUUCAACCAACUUCGCCACUGCUAAAAUUUGAAUUCUAAAAUUUGGAAUUAUGU
Oryza brachyantha (malo sina) is the source of this 947-nucleotide messenger RNA. RefSeq lists its product as uncharacterized. The coding region runs from base 54 to 779 and encodes 241 amino acids. The record is from RefSeq and is a predicted model, not a curated record. NCBI's taxonomy places the organism in Eukaryota, Viridiplantae, Streptophyta, Magnoliopsida, Poales, Poaceae. The transcript is spliced from 2 exons.